AUGCGCAGGCUCCUGAGGACGGCGGAGGAUGUCGCUGCCUGGGCUGGCCUAAGGUUUAACCCCAGGAAGUGCGCAAGCCUCGAGGUGGAUUGCCGCAACCGCAGGCGAGUCCUGGCGACCGAGUACGAGAUCGGUGGUUCUCCUAUGGUGUGUCUGAAAGAGGGCGAGGAGUACCGUCAGCUCGGGGUGCCAACUGGAUUCAAAGUGGACCAAACACCGGAACAUGACAUUGCCAGAAUGGCCGAAGAUGUGAAGAAGAUUGACGAGAGUCUUCUGGCACCUUGGCAGAAGUUGGAAGCCGUGAGGAUGUUCAUACUCCCACGGCUAGACUUCAUCAUGAGAGGAGCCAGGGUGGCCAAGACCCCACUGAAGAAGCUUGACAAUGACGUGAAGAGAAUGGUGAAGAAGUGGCUCUACCUUCCACAGCGAGCCAGUGCUGAGGUGGUCUAUCUGGGUGUGGCAGAGGGAGGGGCCGGAAUGUUCCCUCUGGCAGACCUAGUUGACAUAUCCUCCGUGGCCCAUGCCUUCCGCAUGGUCACGUGUACUGACCCUGUGGUGAAAGACCUGGCUAGAGCUACUCUUUCGCAUGUCGCCAGGAAACGCCUUGGGCGUCCCGUUUCCCUUGACGAGGUUGCCGACUACUUGUCCGGUAGGUUGGACGGUGACUUUGCCAGGGAUGGAGGUGACAUCGGUUCUCUGUGGACUGAUGCGAGGAAUGCCGCCGGUAGGCUCCAAAAGAAAAUCGGAGUCUACUGGAAGUUCGACCAUGACAGGGAGGAGUUCCAAAUUCGAAUUCCCUCGCCUGACGGCACUUCCGGUCCAGUCAUUGUCCCAGAGGACGCAAGGGGCCAUCUUUUUGCAAGAUUGAAGACUGCCAUGAGGCUCAAGUUGAAGAAGACACUCACUAGGAAGCCUGAUCAGGGGAAGGUCUUCGACGUGGCUUGCCGAUGCCGUGAUUCAAAUAAUUUCAUCCAGGCCGGCAAGUUCAAGCGCCGAUUGGCGCUUUAUUUUUAA
Messenger RNA from Macrosteles quadrilineatus (aster leafhopper), 1014 nucleotides. RefSeq lists its product as uncharacterized. The record is from RefSeq and is a predicted model, not a curated record. NCBI's taxonomy places the organism in Eukaryota, Metazoa, Arthropoda, Insecta, Hemiptera, Cicadellidae. Bases 1 to 1014 code for a protein of 337 amino acids. The transcript has a single exon.